AUGAAUGAUCUUGGCAUCUUCGGCAAAGGCAGCACACGGUAUAAUACAGAUAAGACGCCUUCACGCGGCAACUUAGGGUUCGCCAGCAGCACUGAGAGAAUCGUAGAUGCUGACGAUCAGUCAAGUGACGAAAGGUUAUUGUUUGAUGAAGGACUUGAAAGUCAAACGAUUUCGCUGUUCCACUCAGUUUUGCCGAGACUCGAUGGCUAUCCUUGCUGUGACAAAUUCCGUUGUCCUGUGGUGGCAAAUGAUCACAUUUGCUAUUGCCUGGCGAUGGACGUCCCAAAACUGAUAUUGCUUCCAUAUAACGAUGUUACGAUUGAAAGAUGGAACUUGAUCGAUAAAAAGGUGACAAAAGGUUGUUGUUUGAUGAAGGACUUGAAAGUCAAACGAUUUCGCUGUUCCACUCAGUUUUGCCGAGACUCGAUGGCUAUCCUUGCUGUGACACAUUCCCUUGUCCUGUGGUGGCAAAUGAUUACAUUUGCUGUUACUUGGCGAUGGAUGUCCCAAAACUGA
This is a messenger RNA of Mycotypha africana, 516 nucleotides long. RefSeq lists its product as uncharacterized. The record is from RefSeq and is a predicted model, not a curated record. Lineage: Eukaryota; Fungi; Mucoromycota; Mucoromycetes; Mucorales; Mycotyphaceae. The transcript is spliced from 3 exons. The coding region runs from base 1 to 516 and encodes 171 amino acids.